GAAUAUAAAAUGAAAGUGAUGCGAGGAAUACAAGCCUGGUACUAUUAACCAGAGAAAUCUCUCUGAAAUCUGAAUCCAGAAGGAAUAAAACCAACGCAGAAAAUCUCUUCCACUUUCUUUCAGUUACUUGCUCUUGCUCUCUUCUUCAGCUUUCUUUUUCUUGAGUGUGGUUUUGAAGGGAAAAAAAAGAUGAACUCAAAUCACUUACUUCUUGAAGAACCUAUGAGAAUGGCUUCCAUUCUUGAGCCAUCUAAGCCUACUUUCUUUCCUGCAAUGACCAAAAUUGUGGGGACACUCGGUCCAAAAUCACGAAGUGUGGAGAUAAUUUCUGGCUGUCUCAAGGCUGGAAUGUCUGUGGCAAGGUUCGAUUUUUCAUGGGGUGAUACUGAAUUUCACCAAGAGACAUUGGAAAAUCUGAAGAUAGCUGUUAAGAGUACUAAGAAGCUCUGUGCUAUUAUGCUAGACACUGGGGGUCCAGAAUUGCAAGUAGUUAAUAGAACAGAGCACCCCAUUUCCCUUGAGGAAGAUACGAAGGUCGUCCUCACCCCAGAUCAAGAUAAACAAGCUACUUCAAAUCUGCUACCAAUUAAUUUUCAUGGGCUGUCUAAGGCAGUCAAGAAGGGCGAUACUAUCUUUAUUGGCCAAUACCUGUUUACUGGAAAUGAAACUACUUCUGUGUGGUUAGAGGUUGAUGAGUUGAGUGGUGAAGAUGUCGUUUGUCUAAUCAAGAAUUCUGCUACCUUGUCUGGGCCGUUGUAUACUUUGCAUGUCUCUCAAAUUCGUAUUGAUAUGCCCACUUUAACAGAUAAGGAUAAAGAGGUUAUAAGCACCUGGGGUGUUCGUAACAAUAUAGACUUCCUUUCUUUGUCUUAUACCCGACAUGCAGAAGAUGUUCGCCAUGCUCGUGAUUUUCUUUCUAAACUGGGUGACCUAAACCAGACUCAAAUUUUGGCCAAGAUUGAAAAUAUAGAGGGGCUUACUCAUUUUGAUGAGAUCUUACAAGAAGCAGAUGGAAUCAUCCUUUCUCGGGGAAACUUGGGGAUAGAUCUUCCACCAGAGAAGGUGUUUCUAUUUCAAAAAGCUGCUGUUUACAAGUGCAACAUGGUGGGAAAGCCUGCAGUGGUCACUCGUGUUGUGGACAGUAUGACAGACAACCUAAGACCUACUCGUGCUGAAGCAACUGAUGUUGCAAAUGCAGUGUUAGAUGGGAGUGAUGCAAUUAUUCUAGGUGCUGAGACCUUGCGGGGUUUAUACCCUGUUGAGACUGUUUCUACAGUUGGGAAAAUUUGUGCAGAGGCAGAAAAAGUAUUUAAUCAAGAUUUGUAUUUCAAGAAAACUGUCAAAUAUGUUGGGGAACCAAUGACUCAUCUGGAAUCCAUUGCGUCCUCAGCGGUGCGUGCGGCCAUCAAAGUGAAAGCCUCUGCAAUUAUUUGCUUCACUUCAUCUGGAAGAGCUGCCAGGCUGAUUGCAAAGUACAGGCCAACCAUGCCUGUGAUUUCUGUUGUUAUCCCUCGGCUAAAGACAAAUCAACUGCGGUGGACUUUCUCUGGUGCUUUUGAGGCAAGGCAAUCCCUCAUUGUCAGAGGCCUUUUCCCCAUGCUGGCAGACCCUCGACAUCCAGCGGAGUCGAAAAAUUCCACAAAUGAAUCGGUUUUAAAGGUUGCUCUAGAUCACGGAAAAGCUUCAGGUGUUAUAAAGCCACAUGACCGAGUCGUUGUUUGCCAGAAGCUUGGUGAUGCAUCAGUGGUGAAGAUCCUUGAACUUGAAGAUUAGUAUCAAUUUUGCAUCUGAUGUUCAUCAGAAGUUUUACAGUUUAGCAAGUCCAUGAUCCAAGGAAAGCAUAAAAAGACAUGUAUAGCAUAAAACAGUAUGCUUGACAUACUGACUUGCCUUCUAUAAAUCAUAUAUGAGGUAGCUAUCAUGAAGAUGCUCAGUCAGCAAACACAAUGAGUGUGCCAUUCUCAGUUGUGUAAGUCUCACCUACUCUUUUAUAACUUUGAACAUGAGGUUAUGAGGUUUUUAAGGUUAAAAAGUCUCAAGUACUAGUUACGGGGCUGCUGCUUAUCGGUUAUGAAAGGAACUUGAUGUUUAGUUUACUUUUUACUUGAA
Messenger RNA from Theobroma cacao (cacao), 2109 nucleotides. Its product is annotated as pyruvate kinase 1, cytosolic-like. Gene Ontology annotation, biological process: glycolytic process. The record is from RefSeq and is a predicted model, not a curated record. NCBI's taxonomy places the organism in Eukaryota, Viridiplantae, Streptophyta, Magnoliopsida, Malvales, Malvaceae. Gene Ontology annotation, molecular function: potassium ion binding; pyruvate kinase activity; magnesium ion binding.